This is a messenger RNA of Fusarium sp. VM40, 1416 nucleotides long. Lineage: Eukaryota; Fungi; Ascomycota; Sordariomycetes; Hypocreales; Nectriaceae. The record is from the annotation of a GenBank genome assembly.
AUGGCGAGCCAGCCCAAGACCGCAACCGACUCAGACGCCAUCGUCUCGAGCCAAAAGCUUGAUGAUGAGAUCCACCGACAGACCUCAUUCGGAGAAGCCACGGCCGACAUGUUACAAACAGACUUAGAGAAGGAAAAGACCAUCCAAGGCACCGCUCACUUCCAACGCUUAGGAUGGAAGCGCCUUACCGUCGUCCUCAUCGUUCAAGCCAUUGCUCUUGGUAGUCUGAGCCUCCCUGGCGCCUUUGCCACACUUGGAAUGGUACCUGGCGUUCUGGCCUGCGUUGGUAUCGGGCUGAUUGCCAUGUAUGCCAGCUACAUGGUUGGACUUGUCAAGUUGAAGUAUCCUCAUAUCGAUCAUUAUGUCGACGCUGGCCGACUUCUGAUGGGAGGAUUUGGUGAUAAGCUUUUCGCAGUGGUGUUUGUGGGAUUGCUGGUACUCGCUACUGGCUCACACUGCUUGACUGGCAAGAUUGCGCUCGUCAAGAUUACAGGCAGCAGUGUUUGUACGUUGGUAUUCGGGGUCGUAUCUGCUAUCAUCCUCCUGAUCCUUGCGAUUCCACCUUCAUUCACCGAGAUUGCAAUUCUUGGCUAUGUCGACUUCAUCUCUAUUAUUCUUGCGAUUGGUAUCACUAUUAUCGCGACAGGGAUACAAAGAUCAGAUUCUCCAGGUGGUUUCUCUCCAUCAACUUGGUCAGCAUGGCCGCAGGAUGACCUUAGCUUCACUCAAGCCCUCACAGCCGUCUCCAAUAUUGUCUUCUCGUAUGCGUUUGCGGCAGCACAGUUCUCCUUCAUGUCCGAAAUGCAUACGCCGGCCGACUUUACGAAAUCUAUCGUUACUCUCGGUGUAACUGAAAUAAUCCUGUAUACCAUUACAGGAUCAGUUAUCUACGUAUUCGUAGGACAAGAAGUCCAAUCCCCAGCAUUGUUAUCAGCAAGCCCGUUAGUGUCCAAGGUUGCCUUUGGUAUUGCAUUGCCUGUUAUCUACAUUUCCGGUUCAAUCAAUGCCACGGUCGCUUGCCGAUUUAUCCACGGCCGUCUUUACAGGAACUCAAUCACACGGUUCAUUAACACACGCAAGGGUUGGAUCUCUUGGCUAGCCGUUGUGACCGUGGUCAUUCUCCUCUCAUGGAUCAUCUCUGAGGCGAUUCCCUUUUUCUCCGAGCUCUUGGCAAUCUGCGCUUCCUUAUUCAUUUCUGGAUUCUCCUUCUGGAUUCCUCCCAUCAUGUGGUUCUUCCUCCUGAAGGAGGGCAAGUGGUACGACAAGCACAACAUCAAGCGGGCAGUCUGCAAUUUUAUUGUGUUUAUCAUAGGAUUCUUUGUCUUCAUCGCCGGCACAUAUGCCAGUAUCGACCAGAUCAUUGCAAAGUUUAAUAAAGGCCAGGUCGGCAAACCAUUUUCAUGCAAUCUAGCUUGA